This is a messenger RNA of Fusarium poae, 699 nucleotides long. RefSeq lists its product as uncharacterized. Lineage: Eukaryota; Fungi; Ascomycota; Sordariomycetes; Hypocreales; Nectriaceae. The coding region runs from base 1 to 699 and encodes 232 amino acids. The transcript has a single exon. The record is from RefSeq and is a predicted model, not a curated record.
AUGUCGCUUCACAAAUGCUCGAGAUCUCAUGGCCCGCCAGCACUGCCGAACCUUGAAGAUUUGCAACAACCUCAUGAUCCAAAUUUCAACAUCGUUCAAGCGGAGUCUAAAAGCUUUGGCAAAAUCGUUGUUCUGAACGGUUUCCCAGGUACAGGCAAAUUUACCAUUCUCAAACAACUUCAAAAACACUUCCCUGGCGAUGGUUCCACCUGUCUGCUUGAUAACCAUCUUCUCAUCGAUCCGGUUGUUGCAGUCAUUCCCGACCGAAGCGACAGACACCACGAGCUGCGUCGCUUGGUUCGAGCCCCUGUCUUUGAGGAGCUAGGUAAACGUGCAAAAGACGGCGACACUAUCUUGAUGACGGCAUGCCUAGCCGCGGAUAACCAGAGAGAUGAUGCUUUCCUUGACGAACAUUUAGAUAUUGCUCGCAAGAGUGGCGUCCCCAUAUACUGGAUCAACCUGCGCUGCGAUCCUGAUAUUCUUGAGCAGCGACUCUCGACUCCUGAACGUCAGGAGGGCAGCAAGUCAAAAUUGACAGACGUGUCUGUUCUGCGCGACAUCAUUAAAAGCAACCAACUCAUCGAGCUUCCUGGCAAAGAAAAUAAUGAUAUAUUGGUGAUUUAUCGGGAAUUGGAUGUGAGCGGUUCUGUGGAAUCGUCUGUCGGUCGUCUGAAGGGCAUACUUGGGCAGGUGUAUUGA